Messenger RNA from Kuraishia capsulata CBS 1993, 438 nucleotides. RefSeq lists its product as uncharacterized. The record is from RefSeq and is a predicted model, not a curated record. The coding region runs from base 1 to 438 and encodes 145 amino acids. NCBI's taxonomy places the organism in Eukaryota, Fungi, Ascomycota, Pichiomycetes, Pichiales, Pichiaceae. The transcript has a single exon.
AUGCCACUGAGGGAAAUUCCCCCGAAUAAGCUGGCCUUAAACAGGGCCACACGGGGCAUCACCAAUGCAGAUCUAAGAAGGACCAAUUCGGUGAUAGUUCCGGCCGAAAGAUCGGACUCUGAUUCGACGAGCGAAGCAGAUGAUCAACAUUAUAUGGUCCAGACACCUACCGAUACCAUAACUGAAAACAUGUCUGACUGGUUUGAACGGCAAGAGUACCUUCAGCCAGAGACUAUGGAUGCAAUCGCAACGAUUCUUCACCGCAGAAUGGGCGAGCACGUAACUGAAACUCUUUUUUUAGAGAGAAUACAACUUUUGGAGAAUUGGGUGGAAUUUGUGUUUCUAGACAAUUCUGCCAGAAUGGCUUCACCACCCUCUGAACGUGAAGACACUCGAGAGAGUGAGGACGUACUAGUGAAUGAUGAGAAUUCUGAAUAA